GCCACUUGAUUUUUUUUUUCUUUGCUUUGGGUCUGGGAGCGAAAAAAUGAGACCAAUGAGAGACAAAAACAACACAACAACACCCCUUUGACAAUUUUCACUGCCUCGUCCUUUCUCUUUCUUUUAGGCAGCCUCUGUGUCUCUGUAGCGACGAUUAAAGUGGGUACAUGUGCCAACAGUUUUUUGUUUGUUUUUCAUGUGUGUCAUGUCAUGUGUGAGUCCGUGUCUGCACUCUACUCACCAACUCUUUCCAUUUUCCAACCCCCGAAUCCAAGGCCUCCUUAGAUUCCUUACAGAGUAGAGUCAACAACAUAUAGCUAUGUCUUGUUUCAUUUUUCUUUCUCUGAUAUGAAUAACAAAGAGUGUUAUGUUUUUUUUCAGUAAUUGAAAAAGAAAAUAAAAAAAUGAUCCUUUUGUUUUUUUCACGGUUUGUUUUGUGAGAUUGAAAGGGAAAGGCUGUGUGAGGUGAGGUGUGUCAUCCACAUAUGAGAGUUUUAAGUGUCAACCAUCUAACUCCAACGAAAGAAGCUUCCUACCAUACUUCCUACUGUUCAGCUCUCUUCGCUUUUUUCCUAUCCACCCAUCACUCGUAUUAAUUCAAAACACCCUCCAAUCCAACCCCAUCUCCAUCCCUCUUUCUCUUUUGUCUUCCAUUCUGCAACACACUCCCUUUGUUUCUCACUACUCUACCAAACACUCUUUUCAACUUCUACCAGGUACCCUUUACUUCUUGCUUGCUCGUUCUUUUUUUCAUCUGAUUGAACCUUUCAAUUGUGUCCUAGCCACUUGUUUUACCAGUCUUUCUCUGAACGUGUUUAAUUUCAUCUCUUUUUUUAGACUCUUUUUGUCUGUUUUUUGUUUUAAGGAUUGUUUGAAUGGGCAGACAUCUUAGUAUGCAAUGAGAGUCUUUUAACUAUUUAUUAGCUCGACAGUGUUGCAAUGUAGGAGAGGGGUUGGGGAACAAAGGGUCGUGAUGUUCUUGACUUUUGGCGUUGUAGAUUCCAUUUGGAUUAUUAACUAAUUCAAGGCCGCUCUUGUUAUAUGUAUGGUUCAAUUUGGAAAUCUUCGUUCCCUUUUUUGACGUCUAUUGUUUGCCAAUGGAAUGUAAUUAUCAGUGUGGCCAAAGUGUUGUGAGCUUGAAGAGAAAGUCCCCAGAAGAUGAAAAUCGUGUACUCUUCAACACCUUUUCUCUGGAUGACCUUAAUGAAGAUCUCUUUGAAAGGAUACUUUCAUGGCUUCCAACUUCCACAUUCUUUCGCCUAAGUUCUGUGUGCAAAAGAUGGAAAUCGGUUGCUGAUUCUGCCAGUUUCAAGCUUGCCUGCUCUCACAUUCCCUCGAGGGAUCCUUGGUUUUUAAUGGUUGCUCCCAACCUUAAUCAAUCUGUUAUCUUUGAUUCUGCUGAGAGCGCUUGGAAGAGACUAAACCACCCACCUCUUCUGCAAGAGGAAUCUAACCAACACUGCAUGCCGGUUGCAGCCUCUGGCGGCUUGAUUUGCCACCGGAAAUUAUCAGGAAAUUUCAUUGUGAGCAACCCCGUGACAGGAUCUUGUACAGAACUUCCCCCACUUCACGCCCCGCAGCAUCAACCUCUCAAUGCCAUUGUGAUGAGCACAGCUUGCAAAGACCAACUCUCCUUCAAAAUUGUCUUAGUCUUUGGUGAACUUCCAAAUCUCUUGUUCAAAGUCUACGAUUCAAGAUCUGACUGUUGGGAUGAUGAUAUUGCUUUGAGGAGAAAGACAGAAGACAGUUCAAUGGAACAUGAUUCUACUGAUGACAAUGUUGUGUACUUCCUCAGCAAGGCUGGAAUUGUUGUGGCAAGCAACAUGCAGAGAAGCCCCUCUAAGCAAUAUUCAUCAGUUAUUACCAACAAAGAUGGCCAAGACAUAGUGUAUUUUCUUAGCUCCUCAGGGAAAGUGGUAGCAUGCAAUUUAACGUGCAAGUGCUUCUCUGAGUACCCCAGGUUGUUACCUGUUUUUAGUGAGUAUUCCAUUGAUGUUGUAGAGUGCAAUGGGGAGAUGCUAGUUGUUUUGUUAUCAGAAUUCUUGGAGACUGCAACUCUUAGAGUAUGGAAAUAUGACGAGGCUAACAGAGGGUGGCACCAGAUCGCGGCAAUGCCUGCAGCAGAUUCUCAUGAGUGGUAUGGAAAGAAAGCAGACAUCAAUUGUGUUGGAGCUGGAAACCAAAUAUUGAUAUGCUUGAAUUCCCCUGAUCUAUGCACUUAUAUUCUGUGUGAUUUGGAAACCAACAAGUGGGUUCAAUUGCCAAAAUGUUGCAUAAAUGGAGAACUCAUAGACUUUAUGUCUGCCUUUUCAUUCGAGCCUCGAAUAGAGGCUUCUGUAUGACUUCACUAUGAUAAUCACCAUUACUUUUCUGAUCUCUUA
This is a messenger RNA of Vigna angularis (adzuki bean), 2381 nucleotides long. RefSeq names its product F-box only protein 13. The transcript has 2 exons. Lineage: Eukaryota; Viridiplantae; Streptophyta; Magnoliopsida; Fabales; Fabaceae. The record is from RefSeq and is a predicted model, not a curated record. Gene Ontology annotation, molecular function: protein binding. The coding region runs from base 1098 to 2342 and encodes 414 amino acids.